Molecule: messenger RNA, 260 nt
Organism: Rubroshorea leprosula
Lineage: Eukaryota; Viridiplantae; Streptophyta; Magnoliopsida; Malvales; Dipterocarpaceae
Source: the annotation of a GenBank genome assembly
UUUCUUUACUUUUUUUUUUAAACUACCAACUCAUCUUCUACCCCACAUUCAACAACACCUCAUUUGGGGAAUCACAAUCAAAAUAGAACAGACCCACUUUUUGUCGUCUUCCUCAGCCUCGCCAUCUUCGGAUUUGAACCCCAGACCAUGGCUGGCAACAAGAAAACCGAUACAAACCCUAGCGCAACCGAAACUUCUCCUCUUGAAUUUGAUCCUCCAGAACAGAUAGACCCUGUUGACAUCCUCAAAAAUCGAGAUCU